AUGAAGUCCGCUAUCCUCGCGUUCUUGGCCUUAGCUGCUAGUGUUUCCGCCCAUUAUACUUUCCCAUCGCUUGUCCUCGGUACCACUGACACGGCGGACUGGGAAUAUGUCCGCGAGACGAACAACUUCGAGACCCAAGCUCCAGUCACCGAUGUGACGAGCCCCGACUUCAGGUGCUAUGACACUGCGACGAACCCGACUGCCCAGACCGCCACCGUCGCCGCUGGCUCUACCCUCGGCAUCAUGUCUGACGGAACGAUAUACCACCCAGGUGUCGUCAACGUCUACAUGGCAAAAGCUCCCGCUGGCCAGACUGCAGCAACCUUCGACGGCUCCGGGACUGUCUGGUUCAAGGUGUAUGAAAUCACCGCUGUGACCGACGGCGGGUCGAGCAUAUCCUUCCCUGCACAGAACUUGCCAGGUGUGAGCUUCACGGUGCCGGAGAACUUACCCUCGGGAGACUACCUCGUCCGCAUGGAGGCGAUCGCGCUGCACACUGCGUCCACGUUCGGUGGUGCCCAGUUCUACCUCUCGUGCGGUCAGGUCACCGUCACUGGCGGUGGAAGUGGCACCCCAGGUCCCCUCGUAGCUAUCCCAGGCGUCUACACCGGCAACGAGCCCGGAAUUCUCCUCAACAUCUACUACCCCGUCCCUGUCAACUAUACCCAGCCCGGUCCCGCCGUCUGGUCCGGGUGAAUUACCUACCGGAGGUCAUCAUCGAUUUCUGCAGCGAGAAUGCGUGUGUAAGAGUUUGUGAUGGAGGGGUAAUUCUAUUUCGCUUGUGUUGUAUAGAUCGGUGUACGACUCGGAAUUCA
This is a messenger RNA of Stereum hirsutum FP-91666 SS1, 815 nucleotides long. Its product is annotated as glycoside hydrolase family 61 protein. The transcript has 10 exons. The record is from RefSeq and is a predicted model, not a curated record. The coding region runs from base 1 to 696 and encodes 231 amino acids. NCBI's taxonomy places the organism in Eukaryota, Fungi, Basidiomycota, Agaricomycetes, Russulales, Stereaceae.